AUGCACUUGGUCAUUCCUUUCCUUCUAGGCCUGAGCUGGCUCGCCAAAGCUGCCUACAUUCCUGUCCUGAGCACCAAUAGCACCGGGCUCGCUUCUCGGGAUGUUGGCGGGUUCCGCUCUGUGGCAUACUUUGUCAACUGGGCUAUCUAUGGUCGCAACUUCCAACCCCAGGACCUUCCUGCCGAGCGCCUGACGCAUGUGCUUUACGCAUUUGCCAACAUCCGCCCCGGUACUGGAGAGGUCUAUCUGUCCGACACCUGGGCCGACACUGAUAAGCACUAUCCUUCUGAUUCCUGGAAUGAUUCCGGAAACAAUGUCUAUGGCUGUAUCAAGCAGCUGUUCUUACUCAAGAAGAGAAACAAUAAGCUCAAGGUUCUUCUGUCGAUUGGAGGCUGGACCUAUUCCCCCAGCUUUGCCCCUGCCUUCGACAGUGAGGGUGGACGGCAGAGGUUUGCGGACUCUGCUACAGAGCUGGUGAAGAACCUGGGCCUUGAUGGAAUUGAUGUUGAUUAUGAGUAUCCUGCGAAUGAUGACCAGGCGGACAAGUUUGUCGAUGCACUUCGACGACUGCGCGGGUCUUUGGACUCUUACAGUGCAGCGAACGCUGGCGGCUAUCACUUCCUGCUGACUGUCGCCUCCCCAGCUGGCCCUCAGCACUACCGCCAAGAGCAUCUGAACCAGAUGGAUCAGUACCUCGACUUCUGGAACCUCAUGGCCUACGACUACUCCGGUAGCUGGGAUACAGUUGCUGGCCACAAUGCCAACCUCCAUGGCUCCAAUGACAACCCUGCGAGCACCCCCUUCAACACGGACCAAGCAAUUGACUACUACUUCUCGCAGGGAGUUGCCCCACACAAGAUCGUGCUGGGUAUGCCCCUGUACGGCCGGGCAUUUGCCAACACCGACGGCCCCGGAAGACCUUACAAUGGCGUUGGAGCAGGUACCUGGGAGAAUGGCGUGUGGGAUUACAAGGGCUUGCCCCUCCCCGGCUGUGGAGUCACUGUCCUGGAUCAGGCUGGUGCAAGCUACUGCUACAACCCAGGUAGUCGCCUAUUUGUCAGCUAUGACACUCCCGAGAUUGCGCGUCAGAAAGCGCAGUACAUUCAGUCCCGAGGUCUGGGUGGUGGUAUGUGGUGGGAGAGCAGCAGUGACAAGGGCGGUGGAGACAGUUUGAUUACAACUGUUGUCGAUACCUUCGGAGGCGUCGGUGCUUUGGAUCAGAGUGGCAAUCAGCUGCACUAUCCUGGCUCCAAGUACGAUAACCUGAGAAACGGGUUCGCUUAG
Molecule: messenger RNA, 1284 nt
Organism: Penicillium paradoxum
Lineage: Eukaryota; Fungi; Ascomycota; Eurotiomycetes; Eurotiales; Aspergillaceae
Product: glycoside hydrolase family 18 protein
Exons: 6
Coding region: 1-1284 (427 amino acids)
Biological process (GO): chitin catabolic process; carbohydrate metabolic process
Cellular component (GO): extracellular region
Molecular function (GO): chitinase activity; chitin binding
Source: RefSeq, a predicted model, not a curated record